This is a messenger RNA of Amphimedon queenslandica, 625 nucleotides long. RefSeq lists its product as uncharacterized. Gene Ontology annotation, biological process: lipid transport. The transcript is spliced from 4 exons. Lineage: Eukaryota; Metazoa; Porifera; Demospongiae; Haplosclerida; Niphatidae. The coding region runs from base 53 to 610 and encodes 185 amino acids. Gene Ontology annotation, molecular function: lipid carrier activity. The record is from RefSeq and is a predicted model, not a curated record.
ACUGUGAGUGCAUAAGUUGUGCCACAAGACCAGGCAGUUUGUUAGCAUUAACAUGAAAGGCUUUGUGUUACUAGCUCUUGCUCUCUCAUUCUUCCUAUCCUGUGGAGUUGCCUAUGGAAAAUAUGUGAAAGUGUCUAAUUGCAAAAAUGAAUCUGAGAUUUGUUCAUAUGAAUAUCAUGCUGGAGUGGAGUUAGCCAAAGGGGAAAAAGUAUCAGUAUCUGCAAAAGUGGAUAUCUCUUGUGAAUCAGUUGGUGUGUUUAACAGUGAGCUAUCAGCUCGUUUUUGUAUGAAGGUCAGAAACAGUGUCGUCAAGAAAACCAGUGAAGACAACAAUGAUGAUCUGGUUCCAGUGGAAAAAUUGGAUAAAUGGUUCUGCUUUGCUCAAAGCACAUCAAGUGGUAAAGUAUUGGGUGUGUUUUAUGGUAAAGGAGAGGAGGAAUGGGUGGUCAACUUUAAGAGAAGUAUUGCUAGUGCUUUUCAAGCUAACUAUAAGGGAACAGCAGUUACUAAUGAAACUGAUUCACAAUCAAACCACACAUCACAUUACAAGUUAGCAUGCAUAUGCAUGUGUUUUAUGUACUUGUAUCCUAGAGUGUUUUCAUCAGUGUAGACUUUCUAGGUUUCU